Rhodotorula graminis WP1 is the source of this 1300-nucleotide messenger RNA. RefSeq lists its product as uncharacterized. The transcript is spliced from 6 exons. Bases 1 to 1224 code for a protein of 407 amino acids. The record is from RefSeq and is a predicted model, not a curated record. NCBI's taxonomy places the organism in Eukaryota, Fungi, Basidiomycota, Microbotryomycetes, Sporidiobolales, Sporidiobolaceae.
AUGGCCGAGCCUCUCUCCUCCUGGUCCCUCUCGCGGCACCUCUCUCGCUUCCACCGCGCGGCCGACGCCAAGACGGUGCCCGUCGCCGCCAUGAAGCACCGCAUCGAGGCCUUCAUGCAGUACUGGGACGGGCGCAGCGGGUCGUGGUCGACGCUCGUGCCCGGCGGCGACGAGCUGUGGACGGGCCGCAUCGACUUCCCUGGCGAGGCCGACGACAUGUUCCUCGUCAUGGAGAAGAAGCCCGUCGUCGUGCACGACGCCGACGUCCUCUUGACCGGCGUGCUCCACGGCGCUCGCGUCCCUUUCUGCAGCGUGCCCUCCCUCGGCGAAACCGCGCGCAGCACGAUCGAGGUCCCUCGUACCGACGCCGCGCCGGACAGGUGGCAGUUCCUGCGCCUCGAGGGCGAGGGCGGCGCGCCGAGCGCCGCUUCGUGGCGCUUCCUCGGCGUGCGCGGCGACCCGAAGAGCGACGUGUACGUCUCGUUCCGGGCGAGCCUGUCCGCGACGCCCAAGCCCGCCCGCCGCCUCGCGCUCUCCCUGUGGCCCGAGCGUCGCCUCGUUCGCACGAGCAGCACGAGCUUUGCGCUCGAGGGCCCCUCGGACCGCAUCGCGGCGUUUGUGCGCCAGCCCGACGGCGGCGAGCUGUUCGCGUUCCGAGGCGUCGGGUCGGGCGUCGACGAGGCUGAGGUCGUCGAGCUCCCGACCGCGCCGCACGCCGCGCGCUCCUUCGUCGUAUCGCUGCAGGGCACCUGGCGCCUCGUGACCCCGCAGCACGCCGUCCGGACGUGCGUGCCUGACUGUCUCGAGGCGCACGCGGACGAGCAGAGGUACAGGAGGUGGGCUUUCGUGCUGCCGGGCGCCGAGGACGAGGUUGGGAAAGUGGUCGAGGUCGAGGCGAGCGCUCCCCGCCCCAUCUCAUCCCCUUCCUCGGCCCUCGCGCCCGCCCACCCCGACACCUGGACCCUCGCGCGCCGCACCCUCUCGCGCCACUCCCGCCGCCUCGUCUCGACGACCUGGACCGUGUCUCUCUCGGCUGUCGUCCUCGCCUCGGCGUCGAGCAGCGCGGCGGCGGCGGGACGGUGCUCCGUCACGUUCCGUGCCGACGACCCGCACGAGGUGCGCGCGCGCGAGGGCGGCGAUCACGGGGCGGGGCGCGGGAUUGCGAGCGGUGGUGGGCGCGAGCGGCUGCCGGUGUGGGCUGAGAUGACGAGCGGGCGGCGCUGAGCGGGCGAGGGGGGGCCGAGGGAGCGGGUGUUGUAGCUUGUUCGAGGAGCGAGGGCUGGAACGGUGUCGUGCCGAG